AAUAAUUUUGUUGCGCGUGAUAAUCUUAUCGUUUCGUAGAAUUUGCGAUAAAGAGUGAGUCGUUGAUAUUGUAAUGUGUUUUAUACUGAAAGUUGUGUGAGACGCGAAUCCCUUGUUCUCUUUUGUUUUGUUGCCAAUAAAAUCUACAAAAUGUCCGGUUCAGGGCCACCACCGCCGUACUUCGGGCAGCAGCCACCAAACCCAGGUCAACCAGGGUACACGUACGUGCCGACGCCUGUAUACAUACCAGCUUACCCCCACCCCCCGCCCCCGCAGCCCUAUCAUCCCCCACCAAACUCUACAUACGUCACUAAUGUGUACCAACACCCACCAGUGGUAGCGGAACCUAUCGUCCAGCUUCGUGAAGCUGACAUAGACUGGAUUCCUGCAUCAGCGGCGACUGCUAAAUCUUUAGAAUACAAAGCGUUCGUUGGGGGCAGGGAAGGUUGGGACGGCAGCCCACUGUGGGUCAUCCGGGCUCGUCACAACGAUGAGUACGUGCCCGGAAAGCUGGCCAUAAAACAUCGAAGCGCUUACAUCCCGUACGGUGGGCAAGAAGUGACUGUCAUGAAUUUCGAGGUGCUGUGUGCGAAUCCCGGUGUAUUGAGGUGGUUGCCGUCCAGCAACGGUCAGGUUCCUGUAGGAGCAAUUCCAGCUGGUAAUACUGUCAGCGGGGAACCAUUGUACGUAGCCAGGGUACCACAUCGAGGUUCUAUUACACCGGGAAAGGUCCACCCUAGCCAUGGCUGUUGCUACAUUUCGUUUGGAGGAGUGGAAAUGCCUUUCAAAAAUUAUGAAGUUCUUUGCAAGAUUGUCGGAUAAAGUGGCCAGUUCUCGAAACUUUCUGCUCUACAGAUGUGAUAUUUUUGAGAUAUUACACGUUAUUAAGUCAAUGUAAUAUUAUUAACAUUAAAUGAUUCUUUUUAUAAAAAUA
This is a messenger RNA of Amyelois transitella, 934 nucleotides long. RefSeq lists its product as uncharacterized. NCBI's taxonomy places the organism in Eukaryota, Metazoa, Arthropoda, Insecta, Lepidoptera, Pyralidae. The transcript is spliced from 5 exons. The record is from RefSeq and is a predicted model, not a curated record. Bases 151 to 822 code for a protein of 223 amino acids.